Lingula anatina is the source of this 1425-nucleotide messenger RNA. RefSeq lists its product as uncharacterized. Lineage: Eukaryota; Metazoa; Brachiopoda; Lingulata; Lingulida; Lingulidae. The record is from RefSeq and is a predicted model, not a curated record.
AUUGAUGAUCUUCAAUAACAACUGUUUUGAACUUUGAACUUGAACUCUGUGGACAGAAGCAAAACCAGUACCAAGGUCAUCUAAACAACCCUCUAUGUAUAAAUAGCAGCUGCUACAUUGAUUCCUCAAACCACAUAAGAGGAUUUCAACUUUGUGCAUUUCAAGUCAUAAGAAGACAAGAUGGUUUUGGCAAGUUUCAUAUUUGCAUUUCUACUUGUAUCAGAACUUGGCACUGACAAGGCGUUUAGUCAGGUGUCAUCAAACGCUGUAUGCUCAUGCCAAGAAGCAUACACUUUUGAAGACGGCAUGACAACAGUUGUCCUGCAACUGCCCAAGUCCAGCACAACAGUUAGCACUGGUAACCAAAGUCUCAGCGAACUUGACAAAUUAAAACAAAACUACCAAAAACAAGCACAGAUGAUAUCUUCGCAGGAACUUUUAUUGAUGCAGCAGGCUAAGCAAAUUCAGCAAAUUGAACUGGAACUCCAAGAUCUGAAACUGUCCAUUUCUAAAUCACCUGCCGACUGUCAAGAUGUGCUUGUGUCAGGCAAUUCUCCCAUACCAGACUCUCAGAUUACGGCAUCGUCCAUGUAUGAUUCAAAUCACGGCCCUGCUCACUCUAGAUUAUAUGCCAACAUGGACCAAAAUGUUGUCGGAUCCUGGUCAGCUCGCAUCAAUGACAACAACCAAUGGCUGCAAUUUGACUUUGGACGUGUAAGAAAACUGACAGCCAUUUUGACCAAGGGAAGAAAUCAGUAUGCUCAGUUUGUCAAAACAUACCAAAUUCACUAUGGCAACAACACUUUGUUGAUGAAGGACUACAGAGAUGGAACUGGCUCAGUCAAGAUCUUCCAGGGCAAUAUUGACUUGGACAAUAUUCACGAAAAUGUUUUGAACCCUCCUGUGUAUGCUCGCUACCUGCGAAUUAACCCACUCACUUGGUUCAGGCACAUUUCUAUGAGAGCCGACGUGCUGGGGUGUUAGCAAUUUAAAGACAUGACAUUACUGUUAUAAAUGCGCGUGCUUAUAUAAUACCACUUAGUCUUAAAUUUAUGCUGGAAAUGAGAAAGAUAUAUACAUAAUAUGUAGUGCUAUGCAAUGUUAACACUGACACCUUGCCUUUGCUGGUAAAAUUGCUGUCAGGUCAAUUAAAAUUUGUGAGUAUGUUCUCCUGGUGCUUUGUGUGGGCAAUUAGAAGUAUACAUUGGCCCUGAUAGCUCAAUAGAUAUCAGUCGGCUUAAAAGUUUCUGGCACUUAUAAGCAUUCCAUCAGACAUUAAUUUGUAUUUAUACAAUGAUUAACUGUAAGACUGCAAUGUUAUCAUUUAUAAUUUUUAUUUUAAUUCAUGAAGGAAAAAAAAUGACAAGCUGUGUUAUCCACUAUAAGUAACUAUUAUCAUAAAACUUAAAUAAAUAAUAUAGGUUA